Gadus morhua (Atlantic cod) is the source of this 1330-nucleotide messenger RNA. RefSeq lists its product as uncharacterized. Gene Ontology annotation, biological process: canonical Wnt signaling pathway; non-canonical Wnt signaling pathway. The coding region runs from base 96 to 1217 and encodes 373 amino acids. Lineage: Eukaryota; Metazoa; Chordata; Actinopteri; Gadiformes; Gadidae. The record is from RefSeq and is a predicted model, not a curated record. Gene Ontology annotation, cellular component: plasma membrane. The transcript has a single exon. Gene Ontology annotation, molecular function: Wnt receptor activity; Wnt-protein binding.
UUGAAGCAUCUGAUCCUUUGACCUUUUCAGGGAAGCUCUCUGCGUUUGAGUCUGAAGUUGAUUCUGAUUUACACAGAAUUCAACCGAGAGAAGGAAUGCCUGCUUACCAUAAAGAGUCUGUAGUUGAGAGUUAUGGUAGUCCACUUGCUGGGAGAAAGGCUGUAAAAUCAGACCCUCGAAAAAGUAGACAGAAUGUUUUCAGCAGUAAAACACGUAAGCGACAGGCACUUUAUGAUGUAGUGCGAAACCAUCAAUAUUACAAUCUUUCUCUUGAAGAAUUCAACAAUGUUGUAGUAGUAAGCAAAAGCAAACCUCAAUCAAUUUGGAACGUCAGCCAAAUCAACUCAACAGAAAACACUGUCUUAAAAGAUUUAAUAACCCAAAUUAUGAAUCAAAACUCAACAGCAAGCAACACAAAAAAUGUAAAUCACAUGGAGCAAACUUUUCAGUUAACUCCUAGACCAUCGCCGUCCUCUCAACAACAUGGUCCUAGCCAAGCGAAUCAGAUCAUUUUGUCAAAUCAAACACCAAUCACCCCUGAAACUAAUCACUCAAACCUUCCACCCACAGAAGCUAAAGAGAGAUCAAUAACAACCCCGAUAUCCAGAACAACCCCUUCACCAGGGCCCACCCAGGCAUCAGUCACAAGCUGGGCAAUGGUGACCAAUCAAUCAUACUCAGUUGAUCCUUUUUUAGACACUAUCCACACACCAAAGACUGGCCACCAGCAUAGCCUAACCGGUCAGAAACCUGUUGCUACCCCAACAGCUCUAUCCAGCCUGGCUCCUCUUGAAUGCAAUAAACCUGCAAAUGACACACCGGUGGGGGCGGUGGUGGCACCCCAGAACUGCUUGUUCCCAGAAACCAGCCUUCCUUUCUGCUCCUUCAAUGGUGGGGACAGCUUUGCGGUGCCCAAUCACUUCAACCAUAGCUCCAUAGAGGAGGUCCAAGCCCACUUUAGCCAGUGGGCUUGGCUGCUGCGCUCCCGUUGCCACCAUAGCUUGGAAUGGUUAUUUUGCCUACUGCUGGUGCCAAAGUGUGGCCCCGGGGCCCGGCUGCCUUGCAGGAGUUCGUGUGAAGUGUUGCGGGACAGUUGCUGGACCAUCCUGGAUGAGGGACGCCUCCCGGUGGAGUGUCAAAUCCUGCCCGACGACCAGUGUUUGUCCCUUAGUAACCAGAAAGGUAACCCAUGGUUGGAGUGGAUCCUUUGUGUUUAAAAUAGGGAUCCAUUCUGAACCAGGUUGUUUAACCAGUUUGUCGCUCAACCCCCAAACCUAAAAAUACCCCCAAAAAACACUCCACCUUCCCAGUUUGUCUGGCUUUUUCACCC